Messenger RNA from Beta vulgaris subsp. vulgaris (sugar beet), 450 nucleotides. RefSeq lists its product as uncharacterized. Lineage: Eukaryota; Viridiplantae; Streptophyta; Magnoliopsida; Caryophyllales; Amaranthaceae. The record is from RefSeq and is a predicted model, not a curated record. The transcript has a single exon. The coding region runs from base 1 to 450 and encodes 149 amino acids.
AUGGACAGAAUACAGACAACAAAAAGACUAUAUGACAAGGGCAUUGCAACAACAGAUCAGUGUCUGAUUUGUGGUCUACAGGAGGAAAAUCAAGAACACUUGUUUUUUGAAUGCAGAUACAGCAAGGCUGUUCUCAGGAGGAUUAUCACAUGGAUGGGAAUUCAGAAGAAUAAUCUAAAUGCACACUCGUUUAUGCAAUGGAUAAGUAGAUGCAAGGAAGCCAAGUUUAAGAAGCAGAUUUAUGCUGCUGUCCUGGGAGCACUGGUAUAUAACAUAUGGAGAGUUAGAAAUGAAGUGUAUUGGACUCAAAAGGUGUCUUCUGUGAAUAAUACAGUAAAUAGAGUACAAAGAGAUGUUAUAGAAAGAUGUUAUAGUGUUCUCCCUAAAAAAGUCUCUCAAGUUAAUAGAACUUGGCUUAGAGAUCUUACUAGCAAUGUAUGUGUGUACUGA